AGCCGUAUGGUAAUUAUUAAGUAAGUAACCAAAUGAACACACUAAAUCUUUUCUGGCAUAAUAAUGCCCACCAAUAACCCCACUCACCUUUCACAAAAAGAGGCCCCAAAAAAUGAAAGCCCCUAGCCUUUUUGUUUUCUGGAGUGGGAAUGACAUGACACUCGGUCUAGAACUCCCACUCUCUCUUCCAACUUUCCUUUCCUUCCAUUUCCAUUUUCCCAGGAAAAAAAACCAAAGAACUUUCCUGGAAUCGUGCGAUGAAAGAGCUCUGCACCAUCAUGAUCCCCUCAUUUCUGGCUCUCCUUUCGGUUCUUCGGAAUGGGUAUUGCAAAUCUGACAUUACCGUCGGCUACAAGCUGCCACUCGCGAUUCCUGAAGAUUACGACCCUGGGUUUAUUGGUCGAGCCGUUCUUAUGGAGACUGACCAACCCGAACCCAGUUUCAAAGUCUUAUUGAGCGUCGAACCAAUUCUUGGGCGAUACUCUUGCUCCCUUGAGAUUUUUCUCGGUGAUGUCAAGGUCUGGAACUCCGGCCAUUACUCCCCAUUCUUCACCACCGAUGAGUGCGUCGGUGAGCUCACGAAAGACGGAGAUUUGCAGUUGAAGGGCUCCAAUGGCCGGCUAGGAUGGCGCUCUGGCACUUCUGCACAAGGUGUGGAGAGGCUGGUGAUUCUGAAGACAGGGAAUCUGGUGCUGGUGGACGCCAGCGACAGAGUGAAAUGGCAGAGCUUCAAUUUCCCGACCGACGUAAUGCUGUGGGGCCAGAGGCUCAACGUGGCCACUCGAUUGACUUCUUUCCCUUCCGCCUCCGCCACUGCCGCCGGCCCCAAUUCAACCGCAUUCUACUACACAUUCGAAAUUCACCGCAACCGGAUAGCUCUCCACCUGAUUUCCGGUAAAUUGAACUAUACCUACUGGGAAUUCAAGCCCUCAAUGAACCGGAACGUCACUUUCAUCAAACUGGCUACCAGAGCGUUGGAGGUCUACAACGACUUGAACCAGAAAAUAGCCCAGAUUGGGUCGAAUCGAAUCGAACCGUUACGGUUCUUGUCCAUAGGGAAUCGAACAGGAAACCUAGGGCUGUAUUUUUACUCCCCGGAGCAGCGGAAAUUCUCGGCCGCGUUUCAAUCGCUGAAAACGACCUGCGAUCUUCCUGCCGCGUGUAAGCCCUACGGCAUUUGCACGUCCGCCGGUUCGUGUUCCUGCAUCCAUCUCGCCGGCAGAGAUCCCGGAUCUUGCGGCGGAGAGAAGGCCGAUUUCGAGGGAGGAGGGGGAGGGUUCUGCGGCGGAGCGGGGGAGGAGGAAGUGGAGAUGGUGGAAUUGAGUGACGUCACCACGGUGCUGUCCGGUGCGCCAGGUAAGACUAACGUCAGCAAGGAAGGGUGCGCGAGAACUUGCCUGGAGGAUUGUAACUGCGUGGCGGCGCUGCAUUCUGCUUCUUCUGGUGGUGGUGGUGGUGGUGGCGGCGGAGGCGUGAUUGGUGGAUGUUAUGUUUAUGGGGUGGCGAUGGGGGUGAAGCAGGUGGCGGCGGCGGAGAAGGGGUUGAUGACUUAUAUGGUGAAGGUUAAGAAAGGGGGUUAUGGGUCGGGUCGUGGGAAAUCGGGUUUGAAGAGGUGGGUUUUGGUAGUGGUUGGUGUGGUUGACGGGUUUGUCUUAUUGGGGAUUGUUGGUGGUGUGGGGUACUACUAUUUGGUUCGAAGGCGGCGAAAGAACAGAGCUGCCGCGACGGCGGCGGGGGCAGGGGCGCCGGCUACCGAUACAAACAGAUAGCAUUUGGCCUUUUCUUCUUUCUUAGUGUUCAUGGGUUUUUCUUCCCUUUGCUUGUGGAGAGGAUCAAUUUUUUAGUGUUAGUUUCUACAGACAGAUUGAUACAAUUACAAUCCAUAUUUUUGU
Linum tenue is the source of this 1892-nucleotide messenger RNA. Lineage: Eukaryota; Viridiplantae; Streptophyta; Magnoliopsida; Malpighiales; Linaceae. The record is from the annotation of a GenBank genome assembly.